Molecule: messenger RNA, 2212 nt
Organism: Megalops cyprinoides (Indo-Pacific tarpon)
Lineage: Eukaryota; Metazoa; Chordata; Actinopteri; Elopiformes; Megalopidae
Gene: gyg1b
Product: glycogenin 1b
Exons: 7
Coding region: 71-1051 (326 amino acids)
Cellular component (GO): cytoplasm
Molecular function (GO): glycosyltransferase activity
Source: RefSeq, a predicted model, not a curated record
GUCCUUCCUGGAAUUUUAGCUGCCUUAUUUAAAGUCUUAGCUACCCCGUAGCUUUGACUUUUCACGAACCAUGGCAGACCAAGCAUUUGUGACGUUGGCCACAAAUGAUAACUAUGCAAGGGGGGCAAUGGUGCUCGGCAAAUCACUACGGAGCCACAAGACGUCCAGGAAGCUGGUGGCACUGAUUGGUCCUCAUGUGUCAGACCCUGCCAGGAAAGUGCUUCACAAGAUCUUUGACGAAGUCAGGCUCGUGGACGUGCUGGACAGUGGGGACACCGCACACCUGGCCAUGCUGAAGAGGCCAGACCUUGGCGUCACCUUCACCAAGCUCCACUGCUGGACGCUGACGCACUACUCUAAAUGUGUCUUCAUGGAUGCGGACACGAUGGUGGUGUCAAACGUGGACGAGUUGUUUGACAGGGACGAGCUGUCUGCUGCCCCGGACCCCGGCUGGCCAGACUGCUUCAACUCCGGCGUGUUUGUGUUCCGUCCUUCCAAGGACACCUACGAGAAACUCCUCAAGUUCUGUACAGAGCACGGCAGCUUUGAUGGUGGGGACCAGGGAGUUUUAAACAGCUUUUUCAGCAACUGGGCAACAGCAGACAUAUCGAAACACCUCCCCUUCAUUUACAACCUCAGCAGCAUAGCUAUCUACACUUAUCUUCCGGCAUUCAAGCAGUACGGAGGCAACGCCAAGGUGGUCCACUUCCUGGGGAAAACCAAGCCGUGGGGCUACACGUACGACACCAAAGCGAGGCGCGUCCGGGGGGACAUCCACGAGUCGUCCUCGCACCCCACCUUCCUGCUGAGGUGGUGGGAGCUGUACUCCCAGACCGUGCUGCCCUUGCUGUUCGAGGCUUACGGAGACCAGCCCUUCCACUCCGGAUGCGUUGAAGGUGAAAACGGCGAUGGAAUGUCACUUUCCCAUCAUGCAAUGCCCAUGAUCUCCUCAGAAGAGCGGAAACUGAGGUGGGAGCAGGGCCAAGCAGACUACAUGGGAAUGGACUCUUUUGAGAAUAUACAGAAAAAGCUUGACUCUUUCCUCAAAUAAAGAGAGUUAAAACACAUCUAAGGUAACACAUGCAGUUAUACAGAUGGAUUCCAAAAGGGUGUGCAAGCAGCACAUACUGAAACACGGUCAAUAUGGAGUCUGUGACAGUAGCGUUCAAACAGAGAUCUUAAGGAUGGCAAGCCACAUUGUGAAUUGUCCCUUACCCUCCCCCAUUUCCUGUGUCAGAUCCCCUAAGACAGCUUGGAAUUGGUGCUGCUUCUUAGAUGUAGCAGUUUAUUCCGCUAAUGUAGUGCUGUAAACAUGGACAGUACAUUAAAAAAUCUAUCUCACUACAUCUUUCAUAACUUUUCUGACAAAGACUGCCACACAUUGUGAAGCAAGAGUUUUCACCUCCUAGAUGGGUAAUUUGUAUGUUUUUUUUUUUUAACCCUGUUGUUCACUAGGAGGUACUGUGGAAUUAAGCCAGGACUGCAAGGAGAAUCAGCCAAUUCAACUAUUUGACUGCCAUCGGAGCCAUGUCUUUUUACAUGGCCAGAGUAGUGCCAAAAUGGAAAUCUAGUCAGGGUGUAACUUGACAAAAUUUGGGAUGCAAUUAAAUUUCCCUUUGUAGAAAAAGACUGUGGCAACAUUACAUGCAAAUUGCCUCUAGGAAAUGCACACUCUAGGAUUUCUUUGUAUAUAUUAUGCAUGUUAGUCUGUUACCACAGAUGAAGCCUGUUACUCUUAAAAGAAAAAAAAAAAAACUUUUGUAAUGGUGUUUCAUGUUACUGCCUGUUUUCUCUAGUCUUUCAUACCCCCAGGGACAAAAAAUACUGCUGCCUUAGUCCCAUUUAUUGUUUACAAGACACACAGUGUGCUGCUACAACACCCUGAAUGCCUAAAAGCCUGAAUUUCACAUAUACUAUAGGAUGGUGAACUCGUCUUCCACACAGCACUGAGUGACACUGACCCAAGUGGAUGUUCCACUGUUCCACUCCUCUUUCUGACAGUGGCAGGCCGGUCACACCCAGGAAAUUCAGGUGUAAAAGUGGUAAAAUAAUUCUGCUGGUUUCCUCUAGGUCACAGCCUGUGCCAAUGCACUCGACUUGCUGUUUUUCUCUUGUUUUUUUUUUUUUUUCUAGCUCUCUGUGGGAUUACUGUAUGCAAUGGCGCCGGUCCUUCUGCCCUUUUUACCUGCAAUUAAAAACUAGUGACAUUCUA